CGCCAAGGGAGGAAGUGUCGUAACGGCUGACAGGAAACUUGGCCGUGGGUUACGGCAGCGGCGGCCGCGCUUGGCGGCCGCUGGAUGAGCGGAGAGUGGGAGCCGCGGCGCUGAGGAGACGCGGGGGAUAUGGCCGAGGUACCGCCGGGGCCUAGCAGCGUCCUCUCCCCGCAGGGGGAUACGCUCUCCCCCUUCCCCGGAGGAGGAGGGGGGGCUGCUUCCUCCUCCUCUUCCACCUCCUCUGCUGCCGCCGCCGCCUGCACCGGGGCCCAGGACGAGGAGGCCGAAGAGGAGGAGGAAGAGGAGGGACCCGCGGGCGGACGGGAGCAGCAGCAGCGAGGAGGAGGAGGCAGCGACGGCGGCAAGGGGGGGCCGCAGCAGCACCGCCUCCACCACCACCACCACCAUCCCCCGCACCACAACCACCAGCUCAACGGCCUCAUCAGCCCCGAGCUGCGGCACCUGCGGGCCUCCCUCAAGAGCAAGAUCCUCAGCUCGGAGGCAGGGGCAGCCCCCGAGGGGCUGGAGAACAAGCGAGCCAGCAAAACAAUGGGCUCCGGACAGCAGCAGUCAUCACCCCCGACCACAGCACCGUGCUCAUCCUCCCUUACCAACCACCUCCCUCCCCAGGGAAGGACUGCACCCUCUCCUCCUUCUCCCCCAGCAGCAGCAGCAACAGGGGACAGGAGCCAGCCUGCUGCCACUACUACAGCUGCUGCUAAGACUGCAGCCCGCAAUGGACUGGCAGGAGGGACUGGCUUGGAGGAGGAAGAGCAGGAGGAGGGGGAUGAAGGAGAGGAGGAGAAUAAGUCCCUGCUGCUACUCUCCACGUCCUUAGCAGCAGCUUGCAGUUUGAAAGGCUCGGGAACGGACUCUCAGCCCGAGGAGGACCUAACGAUACGAUACGUCCGAUACGAGUCAGAGCUGCAGAUGCCCGAUAUCAUGAGACUGAUCACCAAAGAUCUGUCUGAACCCUACUCCAUUUACACAUAUAGGUAUUUUAUCCACAACUGGCCACAACUUUGCUUUUUGGCCAUGGUAGGUGAGGAGUGUGUAGGUGCCAUCGUCUGCAAGCUGGAUAUGCACAAAAAGAUGUUCCGCAGAGGUUAUAUAGCCAUGUUAGCAGUGGAUUCCAAAUACAGAAGAAAAGGAAUUGGUACAAACUUGGUUAAGAAAGCUAUUUAUGCUAUGGUUGAAGGAGAUUGUGAUGAGGUUGUAUUGGAAACAGAAAUCACAAAUAAGUCUGCUUUGAAACUUUAUGAAAACCUUGGUUUUGUGCGAGACAAGAGGCUGUUCAGAUACUAUUUAAAUGGAGUUGAUGCACUGCGUCUUAAACUAUGGCUGCGUUAAAAGAAACCAUCACAUCAAGCAACUGACGUCCCAACAGCGCAGAGUUGUCCUUUGCAUGCAAUGCAAUUUGUACAAAAUUGCUUUGCAGGUGGACUUAUAAUUUCCAAGCAGCUCUUAAUCUGUCAGUGUCUCAUUGAGUGUCGCACAUAUUUGUUGCACUUUGGCAUGGCGCAUUUGUUCAGAAUUAAAACCGAUUGUUUCAAACUUCGAGUUCUUUUGGUACCAGCAAGAUGUGCCAGUUGAUAGCCAAGAUAUGUUCAUUCAUUUGCAAGUCUACUGACUGUAUUACAUACACAGUGAACGUUUUAUCAAAGAACCUGUAUGUGGAACGCAACUUUUGGUUCCAGAAAAAAGCCAAUGUAGAUUGUAAAAUUCUAUAAGUAUACUAACAUUUCAUACAAAAAUUACCAUAGUUUUCUGGAAAAAGGCUUCAAUUUUAGGUUUUAUUUUUCAAUAUUGAAUUUUCCAUUCUUAAAUAUUGGUACCUCAGUGAUUAGUGAAUGAAAAAAUGUAUUGUAGGGUGGGGUGUGUGUUACAAUGAGUAACAGUAACAAUUAAAUUGCGUCUGCCAGUGCCUGUAUAGAUAAGUAUAUUUGUCUUCACCUCUAAGUUUGGAGUGCAUGCUUUUAUUCUUUUACUUUCUUCAAUUGUCUUUGCAAGAAAAUUUCUGCUUUUAUUUAAAUUCUGGAUUUGAUAAUAAAUUAUUUCAGAUUUUUAUAAUUUGGAUACUUCUCCCAAACGAGGGUUUGGAAGGCCCUUCUUUUCUUAAUAGCAAGAAGUGUAAGCUAUUUUGAAAACCUUGAGUAGCUGCUGAAAAAUGUCACCAGUAAAUCGCUGCUGGUUUUGGAUGCACUUUUUUCGUUAAAAAGAGUGAGGGACUUUAAAAAGAAGAUAUAGAAAAUUAAUGUAAAUUGGUAUGAUUUUAUUUAAUCAAAAUUAUUGCUAGAAGCUCUGAAAAACAGCUAUUUUAAGAUAGUUGGAAUUUUUUUUUUCUUCAGAUUCAGAUUGCUUUGCUUCAGUGUUCUAAAAUGCUUCAAUCUUUGGUUCUUGGUCUUGGAAAUAAAUUUCAAGGUGUAUUGUAUGCAUUUUUAGCUGCUCUCAUUUUCUCUAAACUUACAUGAGCUAAAUUAUUGGGGGAUUUUUUUCCCCUCUAAAAUCAAAGCAGAGGGGAAGGACUUCUCUCUUUCUCACAUUUGCUCUUGCUCUGUUUUUCUUUUUUUUUUUUUUUCCUCCUUUCUUUAAUUGGGCUUACAUAGGUUUUACUGAUACCCAUCAAUUUUUUCAGUAAUUACAGUGUCUAGGCUUUUGUCGUGGUUUAACCCGGCAGGCAGCUAAAACAACCACACAGCCAUUCGCUCACUCCUCCAGUGGGGUGGGGGAGAGAAUCGAAAAGAAAAAAGAUUCAACCCAUGAGUUUUGAUGAAGACAGUUUAAUAGGACAGAAAAGGAAGAGAAUAAUAAUAAUAAUAAAAGGAUAUACAAAACAAGUGAAGCACAGCACAGUUGCUCACCACCCAAAGCCGAUGCUCAGCUUGUUCCUGAGCCACAUGACCUCCCAGCCAACCCCCCAGUUAUAUGUGGAACAUGACGUCGUAUGGUGUGGAAUAUCCCUUUGGCCAGUUUGGGGCAGCUGUCCUGGCCGUGUCCCCUCCCAGCUUCUUGGAUGCUCCCCGCCACCUUGUUGGUGGGGCAGCUGAGAAGCUGAAAAGUCCUUGACUGCUUGGCAACAACUAAAAUCAGUGUGUUACCAACAUUAUUCUCAUCCUAAAUCCAAACCACAGCACUGUACCUGCUGCUAGGAAGAAAAUUAACUCUAUCCCAACCAAAACCAGGACACCUUUCUUGUUCAGUGUGAUUAUGUAGCCCAGUUCUAUGAAUCAGUUGGGUUUUUUUCACUUUUGGAAAAAAAACAAACCCAAAACAUGAUACUAGUUGACUUGUGGAAGAACCUAUGUAAUCUAUUAAAAGGAUGGACUCGGUGAAUUUGCUCUUCUGUAGUUGAGCAUAUCUUCAGACUUGCCUUACUACACUUUUUUUUGUUUUUUAAGGGUUUGGUUUGAGUCAUGGGGUUUUUUUGCUAAUUACUGUACAUUUAAAACAAAACCCCUACCUCCAGUAACAUUUGGAAAAGAGCCCUGUGCAGGAAAACUGGAUUUAAAGGAAAGCCUUGUUUUGCACAGACCAAUCACACAUGGUGAUGGACAUUUCUUACCAUGUACAAAUUAUGAGUUGUAUUUGAAAAUAAAGAUUUUUAAUGGAAAUUGGCCCUUCUGAGUUUUCUGCUUGUAGACACCAUUUGUGCUUUUGAGGGGUUUUGUUCCCCUCAGAAAACUCAUCUUUAAAAUGGGGCUGGAGUCUGUUAUUCACAGAACAUGGUGGAGUUCAGCAUAAAGCCUGUAUGUUGCAGCUUCUCAGGAAGUUUCAUUUCUAGUUAAGACUUAAACGUUGGUAAUGUUAAUUCAGUUGAAACAGAUUUCUCUCAUACACAUUCCGGGGGUCCAGGACGUAGUGACUGCUCUGGCUUGAAGUAAGGAGAGAGAUCAGGGAGGUUUUGUACCUUGUUAACUGCCGUCGGACUUGUAUCACAAACUGCAAACCAGGCUAUCUUGUGUGUCUGCUGAUGUUUAAAAACUGAAAAGCCAGACAGGCAAGUUUUCCACGGGUUAAUAUUUAAGCUGUGGGUGUCUUCAGAUUCAAAAGCUGACUUAGAACUUAGCCCAAAUCACUUUUCACGAAGGAGCUGCCAAAAACAUGGCUUCUGAGCAAACUUCAAAUACAAUUCCAUUUGUUUAUUGUAAGAAGUAAUUGUCGCCAUGCACAUUUUGAAAAUACUGCGCAAAAUAGGUGCACGUUUCUUUUAAAAGAGCGCAUUGCCUGGAAGGUUCUGAUAUUGCUGCCGUGUAACACGCAGUUCGCUAUGGAAGAUGCUGAAGCGUUAUGUGUUGGUUUGUAUUAAACAGAUUUGUUCUCUGUGUUCUUGGGAUUCUGAUAUUAAGUGGGAAGUUCCAAAUAUGCAAAGAGGUGAAAAUAGGUUUUCAAAAGAAAUCUAGCAAUGAAGUUGGUUAUUUCUCAAGUCUGUUGCUAAAACAGAGUCCUCCCCCUGCCCCAACCUUUUGCAUUGACAAAUCUAACGGAGAAGUUGAUCACUUUUAUGUUUAAAUUUGCCCAAAUGUUGCUAUUGACUGACAUGUCGGUAUGGAUGUUUGCAUUAUAUUGUUUUUUAAGAAAUGGUCAUGUUCAUCACCUUCAAGAAAAGUAGGCAUAAUCUAAUUGGCCUUGCAUAGUACGUCACGAACUAUUUUUCAGGGCGCUGCAAGACAUUGCUAAAACUGAGUGCUAUUUUAAAAAAAUUUCAGGUCUUGUAUAAACCUUACAACCUAUAUUGGAGUUCGGGUAUCAGGUGGGCAUCUCUGAAAAUACCAAGUGUAUCUCGAAAUACUGGACUGCUGUUUUGAGUGGAUUAUAUUCUUCUGUCCCUUUAUCCUUUUUGAUGAGAACAAAAACAGUGGGGUUAUGAAAUGUACAAGCUGUCUAAAUACAAUGCGGUCAAAUAAAUGGUUAAGUUGUUUAUCUUUUUCCUUUUGAAUGGAAA
Molecule: messenger RNA, 4942 nt
Organism: Grus americana (Whooping crane)
Lineage: Eukaryota; Metazoa; Chordata; Aves; Gruiformes; Gruidae
Gene: NAA30
Product: N-alpha-acetyltransferase 30, NatC catalytic subunit
Exons: 5
Coding region: 130-1350 (406 amino acids)
Biological process (GO): N-terminal peptidyl-methionine acetylation
Cellular component (GO): NatC complex
Molecular function (GO): protein-N-terminal amino-acid acetyltransferase activity
Source: RefSeq, a predicted model, not a curated record